Molecule: messenger RNA, 9310 nt
Organism: Diachasmimorpha longicaudata
Lineage: Eukaryota; Metazoa; Arthropoda; Insecta; Hymenoptera; Braconidae
Gene: Su(Tpl)
Product: Suppressor of Triplolethal
Exons: 6
Coding region: 803-2995 (730 amino acids)
Biological process (GO): positive regulation of transcription elongation by RNA polymerase II; snRNA transcription by RNA polymerase II; transcription elongation by RNA polymerase II
Cellular component (GO): transcription elongation factor complex
Molecular function (GO): cis-regulatory region sequence-specific DNA binding
Source: RefSeq, a predicted model, not a curated record
UCCUUUCUUAUAUUCUCCAAUCAUUCUUCUCCUAUAUCACACUAUAUUAAAAUUUGUAUUAUUCCUACCACCCAUUCGAAUACUACGGUAAGUCGUCUACUUAUUGGCGGGCAGCUCUGGCGUUGCGUGACCCCGCCCACCAGGUGGCCGUUCGAAAGUGUGUAGUUGUGUAGUGCUCUUACGUACACGACACAGCAGACCUGGCUCUGUGUUCUGAACAUCUCAUUUGAAACAGUGAAGAGCCGUAAAGAAACCUAAAAAUAAUUAUCCAUCCUUCAUCCAGAAAUGGAGAAAUAAGUUCAUUAAAACGUCAUGAAUAUGUAAUCAGUGGGAAGACAUUUUUUUAUGGUGGACCAGAGGGAAAAUAUUGUAGAUCAAAGUCGUCUGGAGGAGAUCUGCCAGCAGGUGAAGUACGACAGGGGGGUAGGAGUGGUUUAAAGACGAAGGAAAGUGCAGGAAAUUAUCACCAUAACGUAUACAAUCAGUCGGAAAAAGUAAAGUGUUUUGAGAAUCAGUGAAUCGAAAAGGAGAUUAAUCUUUGAAUCUUGUGAGACGUGUUGCGAAAAAAAAAACGGUUUCUCAGGUUUCCAUCGUCACCCAUUGGUAACUACAGUCGUUACAUUAACCUCAUCGCUGUUCAAACAUCAUUAAUUCAUCGAUAAUCUUGUUAUUCGGCGAUCGUGAAUGGAUUCAACGAGAAUAAGUGAUUGAUAUAAACGAGGAAAAGAAGAAAAAAAACCCUAGUGUUGAAUUGACUAGCCGACGUCAGCUGGUCUUUCGGCGUGAGAGAAUCAAGAUAGAAAUGGCGGCGCUGGUGGCAGGUGUCCAGUAUGGUUUGUCAUCGCACAACAAUUUUCACGAGAAUAAGUCCCUUAUAUUCGUCAAAUUAACCGAUUCCGCCCAACGAGCUAUCGAGGACUUUCUCAAAAAUCGGAACAAAACCAGUCAGAAUCCUACGAUACAAUUCUCAGGAAACGAGGGGCAAUUAUCAUUCCCAUCUUCUCAGUCAAGCCAUGGAUCAGCGGGGUUUACGUUUACCCUAUCGGGGAAUCAAGAUAUGGAGGGUCCCCAGGGUAGUUUUGAGUGUGUACAGCAGGCUGGGCACAAAUCCCUGCAGAAUCUCGGGGCAUUGCCAUGCAAAAUGCGAAUACAGGCAAAAGACGAUGUCUACGAGGCAACCAGACAUCGUAUGGCAGCCGUCGAUCAGAAUAACAAGACUAAAUGCACCAGGGUGAUAAAGGCGAGUGGUCCUGGCAUAGGGCGCAAAGUUAAAGUGAAAAAUACAGGACGAACGAUACCACCACCACCACCAGCAACUUCGAGACAUCGCGAAACAACGAGCAUUCCAAGUUCCAUGAGUCAAUCGUCGAGGCUCAUGCCCUCAUCCGCAAUACCUCGAUCUCAUGCAACGACCCAUCCAUCAUCGCAAGCAACUACCAAUUCCAAUUCCUCGCCCUCUUACAAGUCAAUAUCUAAUAACAAUCCUCUAGCGCGUCAUCAACCUGAAAAAAAAAAUAGUGAACUUUGUAGGAGGCCGUUGAGAGAACGACUCAUCCACGUGCUUGCACUGAGACCGUACAAAAAGCCGGAGCUUUAUGAUCGUCUUAACCGAGAGGGAUUGAAGGAUCGCGAGAGAAGCGCAAUUACGAAUAUUCUAAAACAGAUAACCAGUAUGAAGGAUAAUGCCUAUGUUCUGCAAAGGCAUGUGUGGAAUGACGUGCAGGAGGACUGGCCAUUUUAUACCGAGCAAGAUAGAGCGACAUUGAAGAGAAGAAAACCCCAAAAUUUGACUCCACCAGGUUCUAGCGAUUGUUCAAGUGGAAGUGGAACAUCGCCGAAUUCAACUCAUCCAGGCUCACCCCCCGCAAUAAUUGCCCCACCCCCCAGUCUCAAACGUCCAGGCUACCACCAAGGUAACGAUGGAAUAACAACCAAACGUCUCCGAAUAUCUCACUAUCGUAAGCCAGAGCCAAACAGCGCGACAGGUGGCUCAAGUGCCAAUAGAGAAAACGUAAGGACACCAAAUAUUAGUUCGGAUAAUGUGAUGAAAAAUGAAAAUGAUUGGGAUGUCCCAAGACACCAACAACGUGAACGUACCGAUAAUCGUCCUGACAGAUCAACGAAUAGUGAAGCGAUUAGUGGGAUGUCGAAUAAUCUAACAAAUGCCAACUACGCGAGAAACAAGUCAUCAACAACACCAACAAGUGAUGUUGAAGAAGUCAUCAGUGCACGUUACAAUCAGGAAAUGUCGGCAUCGAGUGCUGCUACCAGUAGAAAUCAUUUUCAAAGUAAUUACAAAAUGUCUGUCAGUGAUAACAGUGAUUUUAAACCAGCAACAAGUGGUAGUUAUAGAGCUAGUCCAGUUGGUAAUGGUGGUAGAAAGGAUGAUCGUGGUCGUAAUGAUAAAGAUAGAGAGCAGCGUAAAGAACGUGAACAACAUGAUAAACGUGAACAAUGUGAAAGAGAUAAUAGUGCGUCUGGUACGAAAACCUACAACGAAUUAUCCGGUGUUGGUACUGCCAAUUUAACUGUUAACAAUACCACACCCAGUUUGUCAUCGCCAACUGUAACAUCUGCUGAUGCGGAGGAGCCACCAACUGAUUGGGCAGUGAUGUACCCUCGCAUCACCACACCUGAAGAAAAAAUACGUUACAAAGCGAUAUGGAACAGAGAGCAUCCCUAUUACAUGGAGAUGUACGAUCAAAUUGCCAAGGAAGUUACUCUAAUCCACCGUCUGAACGCACUUAAAGAGAAAGAGUUAGAAAAGGGGAAUAAAGAAAAAGCCAAGGCUAUUUCUCAACAAAUUCAUGCUCAAUAUUAUCACGUCAGAAGUGACCACGCGAUACGAAGAAAAAAAUACAAUGAUCUACACGCUAAAUUAACACAAAUAAAAGAUAUGGUCGAAGACUGGGAUAUACGAUACAUGAAUAGCGAGGAUACUGGAAAUUCUUCUUAUGAUGAUCACAUUAGAAAUGAUGAUAGGUUGAGAUACUGACAUAAACUCCAAUUACUAAUAAAUCAGCACGAAAAAUCUAAUUCUUGGAAUAAUCAAUACGUUGCGGAGAUAUUUGCAUUUUAAUUUGAGACGAUAAUCCAGGGUUAUAAACGAGUGAUAUAUUUAAAAGUCACGAGAAGGAACAAAUUUUUAUGAAUUGAAAUGAUUAUUCCUGUAGCGUCACUCGAGAUGCCAUUAAAUUUCUAAGGUAACACGCAUGAAUAAUUAAUGAUGAAAGAAAAGAAUUCGAUGUUUCUUCAGUCGCUGAGUCAACUGGAGAAAUGUGCGGAGUGAAAACCGGUGACAAUCGGCAUUAAUCGAGGUGGUGAAAAUUAUUGUAAAUUCCAUCCGGUUUACGAUGUGCCCCUGAAAAAAAGUACCAAGUUAUCUAUAUUUGUCAAUCACGAGAACGUCCGAGUGUAUCGUCCAUUGAAGAAAAAUGUUGAGAAUGAGAAAAAAAAGGCGUGAGGCAAAUAGUGACGCUGAUGGUGGUUUCCAUUUGAUUGAAAUAAUUCAAGUGAGAGCGCUUUAAUGCGAAUUACGUAUCGUGAAGAUCUCGGGUGAAACUGAAGAGGAUUAUUGACAUUCAACCAAUUUACUCAUCGGUAUGUUAUUUGAAAAUACUCCAUAUCAAAAGAAAUCAUCGGUGACCACAAUUUAGGAAUAAUGGCUCUACCGACUCUGCGUCUGAAUCAUUUUUUUUCUAUUAUUUUGUUUAUAACUUUUCAACAUGAGAAACAAAACGGGAAAUGGAUAUGAAAAACCAAAAUCGUAAAUGAAAAAAAAAUGCAUAGUGACGUAACUGUGCCAAUAGAAAUCUUGUACAUUAAAUUGAAUUUUAGGAUAAUUAAAGGUUUAAACGAUCAUUAAUGGAGGUGAUACCAGCAGCCAAUGUCUACGUGACGGUAAUGAUAACUUUAUAUAGAAGGAGAGGAAUAUUAGCGUAUAAGAAUAUUUGUAGGAUUGAUGUAUGAAGUAUUGAAUGAGUUUGGGAUCAGUUUAUCUUAUUUAAUUACGUAUAAUUGUCGGAGGGGGGAGGAUUGAUUGGACAAUUGUUGUAUAGGAUUGAAUGAUGAUUGUUCAGUUAUUUACUUGUUAGUUAAUAUUUCCUCUUGAUAUUGAUUACCAAUCAUCAUUUUGUUCUAAUGAAAAUAUUGAUCAUAUGAUUGUUGCACUUAACGUGUCAUCCCGGUUUUUUUCUCCCUUCAAGUGGUUGGUUGAUCUUUGGUUAUUGCUGAUGCUUUUGUUCACUCCAAUCAAUCCGUUUCUAAUGCCAAAUUGUCAAUAAGUAAUUUGUAACUAUGAAAAAAAUCUUCCAACCUUCUGAUCGAUCAUCACAUUUUUACAAUUUUAACUUCAAUCAUUAAUUAAUAUCAGUAAGUUCCAUCAUUAUCAUUGAUUGUUUACUGGUAAUUAACAAAGAUUUGCAUUUUUGAGUUUGAUUCGUAAAUUUUUAUCGAUUGAGUAAUGAAGUGGUAAAGAGUGUCUAUUGAUUUUUCACACUGUUACAAAUUAUUUAGAUGAUGAAUGAUUCUCGAAGGAAAUAGUAAAAGACAUUAUUACUGGACUAAUAGAUUCACGAGGGAAAAUAUCGGUGGAUGAAAAACAUCACGCUGGAUCAUUUGUUCAUGCAUAAGUGCAUAUCUUGUUAAAAUAUUUAAGUGUAAAUAAUAAAAUUAUGCCACUUUACUACUUCAUUAAACUACGCACAUUUUAAAAUUGUUCCUGACUUUUGUUGCUCAUUAAUUGUAUUAUUAGGUAUUCAAGUGCAAAACUCAAUUGGGUUGUGCAAAGAAAAAGGAAAGUAAAUGUAAAUUCUUCGUUAGAAAUUAUUAUUGAACAAAUUUUCAAUGAUUUUUAAAAGCAAGAUGUGAAAGGUUUACAAUCAUAAAUAGAAGAGUACCUCUUUACAACUUCAAAAAGAAAAGGACAGUGGCGAAUUUCACGAACGUUGUAGUUAAGAAAUUCAUUUCUUCUCACCUCAGAGGAGAGACAAAUAAAAUGUUGAUAUGUUAAUGGAAUUGUUGGCUUGUUACGAUGUAUUGUGGCACAAUGGAUAUAUCUCCUUUUUGUUUUGUUUUUGUUUUUAUGCCGAAAAUUGACCUUUCAGGUGGCUUGAUUUCAAGGUUUUUAUUUCUGCUCUCAAAAUAUCAAAGAUUGAAUUAAAAUAAAAUAGUUAUUACUUUUUUCCGGAGAUCCACACAAUGUUUUUAUUGUACGAAGUCUCAGUGCUAAAGUUUUGAGAUGUUGCUAUUGUCUGUAAUUCGUCAAAAGAAUUUGUCUUGAAAAAUUCGACCUAAGCAGUAGUCAUUAUGAACAUGAGUAUAGAACCGAUCGAAGAUGGCUCAUGAUGACGGAAUAUUAUGAUAGUUGAUUAAUUUUCAAACGCUUUCGUACUGACUGAAUGGUUUUGCAAGUGUGUGCUUAGUUCUCCGCUGAGAAAAUUUUAUUAUCCAUUGUCAAUUAUUAAAUUAUUUCACUAAAGAAGGAUGUGCGAAAAGAAUACAAGAAAAUUUCUAUUUGCCAAAAGUUUCAUUGGAAAUUGUUUAAAUUUAUCUCCUUUCACAUUUUGCGACUCUCUUUGAGCUAAAAAGCUAAAGUGGCGAAAAAAUUACUCCUUCAAUUUCAAAAAUCGUUGGAAUAAUGUGGAUUGGAUAAUUUUAUCACCAAAAUUAAUUAUCAUUUCUUUAAAUAUAACGCUGAAGAUUGUUCAAUUUUUUUGUGCAGGAAAUAAUUGAUGGAAAUUUCAAGUGCCAAUUAUAAUCGAUACACCCAUAUUAUACAUAUUAUAUCGGUUAACAAGUGCAUCUAAUUAAUUGGAUGUCGAAUGGCAAAGAAUCAAUCAAAUAAAUUUUAAAACGCAUACAGAUAAGAAUGAGAGAAUCUGGGUAACCAUAAUUGGCAAUGAAGAGUGAGUCGUGCUCUGCACAAAGUGCCUCAGGUUCACCCGAUGAAAGAAAAACAAGAGUGAAUAGCAUGAAAUAGAAAUUAUUUACUCAAUUGAAGGAGGCAAAGUAAAAAAAAUUUCUAUGUUCUAAUUCUGGAGUUGAACGUUACCAUAAAUAAAUAUGUAAAAAGAUGAAUAACCUUGUUUACUAUAAAGAAAAACAUAAGACUCCUAUGAAUAUUAGAGUCGACGAAAAAAAAAAAUAAUAUAAUAAGUGGAAGGGUGAAAGAAUCGUUAACAUUAAAAGUGCGAAUGAAAAUUUAAUUUUUCUUCUGUGAUUGGAUGAGUAAAAAACUUGAUUAAUUUUCACCAAGUACAUUAAUUAAUGGAAUAAGGCAUGAUAAGAGUUUCGUCCUUCGAUAAUCAAACAUCCUGUCCAGUUUUACACUUUUUAAAAAAUGAGAACAACAACUCAACAAAAUGUCUAGUUUCCACGUGUAAUCUACUGCGGCAUUGUUGCUGACAAUACAAAUGUACAUAGGCAGCCUCAUUCAUGAUGAUGUAAAUAUUCUGCAACCGAGGGAGUCGGUGUACUAAAGUGAAUAUUAAAGAAAAAAAAAUACAGACUUGAAAAUAAUCAUUUUUUCAGGUUUUAAAAUUCUUAAAAAUAAUUUUAGACUGAAACGUAAUUUUCUAGUUGCUGGGUAAUCGAUAUAUUGACUCCCUUUUGCAUUUUCCGUUUCGCCAAACUUGAAUAUAAUGCAGAUAUCAGCGAAAGAAGAAAAAAAAUCAAUUAUUAACGAAAAUAUCAUAUCGAAUAGAAAAUUCUGGAUAUUUUGAAAUUUCAGUGUUGUUUAGUUUUGACUCAAAUAUGCACAUCACUGGAGCUUCAAUACUGAUCAUAAACUAGCAGAAGAAAGAGAAGAAUCAUAUUCGUUAACUGUAUUAAAUAAUUCUUUUUGACUGUGAUGAUAUUAUAAUUAAAGUACAACAAUUGAUUUCUCUUCUCAAAUGUAAUGAGAUUGCUGUAGCAAUUUCAAAGGACUUUUUCUUAUUCAAAAAUGAAUUUUCGAGGCUCACAUUCAUUUGAAACAUCAGGCACUAAGUGAUUACUUAAUUGAAAAAUGAUUCCCCUGUCAAACUUCAUGCAUUGGGUAUAGUUAGCUAACAAGGAUCUUGGGAUGUAGUCGGUGCGGGGCAAAAUGGUACCAAACCUCCCUUUGUAGAUCAUCGGAUUGAGGUGAGACUGAGGGAUAUAUUCAAGUAACUCUACCCUUACGUUAAACACGAAAUCGCGGAAAAAUCGGAAUUUUUGGUUAAUUUUUCUAAUGGGAAAAUGUCAAAAAAAAAACUUCAGUAUUUUACGAAUUUUUGCAAGCACUGAAAUAAUUCACAGGGUAGAAUUACGGAAUAAGGGUAGAAUUAGUCAAAAAGCUCUUAAGGUUGAAUGAAGACUUUCAAAUUUCACCGCAGUGUCUCCUUAAAGAAAUGUUUCACGACAUUUUCCCAAAAGUCUUUUCUCACAGAAAUUAGAAAAAAAAUUUACUCUGCCAACUUCUUGAAUCACUGAACGAACGUGAAUCAUUAUUCUCUAAAUACUGAUUUCGUGUUGUGAUUAUAUUCAAUUUUCUAAUUCUUCGAUUGAUCACUUGGGAUUUAAAAAACAUCAUUUCAACGAAUUCAUUUUCCACACUCCCCUCUCAAAAUAAUCACAUCGUACGUCUCACUGUUUCAUAAUUCGUAACGAAAAAAAUGAGAUAACACCAAGGAAGAUUAAUUCUAGUUCUAAUUUUAUAAAAAAAUUAUUUCGGAAUCGAAACAAAGGCACUUUUGUGGACAACCAAUAAUCUGAAAAAAAAGCCAUUAGCCUGGUACCAGCAUGAAGGCCAAGUUACUGGUCCCCAUUGUUUAUUCAUUAAUUAUUAUUUAGUUGUGUGUUAUUAUUUGAUUUAAUUGUUAAUGCGAUAUCAUGAAAAACCACGAUGAAAGAUGGACAUAAUUACAACGUGUAGAUAAACAAGAAAAAUACCCUCCUCCUUUUUUCUUGAAAGAAAAAAAAACUGAAAUAAUCUUUUAAUGACGACGACUGCAUUGCUCCCCUGACAAAGGCUCGUAUAUUCACUAUCUAUAGUUGUAUUUGCAAUUAUUACCUAUAUUAAUAUUCAUUACGUAAAGCAAACAAUGAAAUAAACAAAAAAAAGUAAACAAAAUGAAAAAUAAAUUUUUAAAAACGAAUGUAGCUGAUAUAUAUUUUUUUUUAAUGAAUUGAAGAUGAUUAGGGACUUCAAAUAUUCUUAGGGAAUGUAAUCGCAGAAUUGCUGUAAUUAUCAAUAACUGUAUUUCAUUACGAAAAAUUUCGUCAAAUCCGUUGUCUCGAUUGCUACAAUUUAAAUUGCUUUACUCCGUUAAUUGGAAGUAAAACAAAAUAAUUUUCUCAGAUCACAAUAAAACUGUGAUAAUUAUUAUCUAUUGCAAGUUAUUGAUCAAAAUUAUUAGGAUUUCGUCUCAAUUAAAGGGGUAAGAAUAAGAUGAUCACCAAAAAUGAACGAACUCUGUAUUGGAAUAGAAAAUUUCUUGGCACUUACGUCAAGUUGUAAAAAUUGUUUGAGGCCCAUUGUAAAUAAUAUUAUUAAUGAAGGCCAGAGAUGAAUAAUUGAAGUUCAAUUACCAAUGAUGAAUUCGUAGCAAUUGAUGAUUUCAGUUGAACAUUUUCAUAAAGAUAUUCAAUUCAGUGUCGGUUAUAUUACUGCAGAAUAUUUAUUGUCCCUCUCCAAUGCUUCUACUAUUUCUAUCCGAAUUUGUUUGUGCAUUCUUGUUAAUUGAAAAUGAGAGAAUCAAGAGGGAAAGGUGUAAGGUGGAUAGAUAAAGGUUCACCUCCUUCGAUUGAUACAUUUAUGUUAUUGGGCCUGAUAAAUCACGAUUCUCGGCCUUUGUCGUUCGAUUCGAUCGCGAUUUUCGGGUCUGUAAUAUAAAAUUGUUACACCAUCUCCUGUGUGCAUGAUUUUGGGCAGAACAUUUUGAUUUUUUCAUUCGGGGAGGUAGCAUGACAAAUUGAUGCAGUUACAAGUGAAAUUGAUGUAUGGGAAAUUGAAUUCAUCAGAUUGUUAUCAAGCCGGAAAGACGAAAUAAAUUUGGAUAAAUUCUGCCUAAAUGGAGAAGUUUAAGAGAAAUAUAAAAAAAACAGUGUAAGAAUACAUGUUAAAACUUGCCAAGCGCAUUGCACAAUGCACUAUGAAGACGGUUAACGCUGAAUAAAUGAAAAAUAAUGAAAGAUAAAUAGACCGAUAAAUUACGGAAUCAACUGGAUAUAUGCUGAGAAAAAAAUUUCACAAUAUAUUGAUGUAUAUAUUUUAAGUUUGUAUUAUAAACAUGUCUCCAACUUAAUUUGUAUGGAAUGGAGAAUAUAAUUAAAAUGAUUAAUGAGAAAA